GCGAACAUGCCUGAUUUCCAUCAGGCGGCGUAAACUGGGCGGCUGUGAUAAUUCCCGUACGGUUGUCCCCGCGCUGACGGUUCCGCAAAGGUGUCUUCGUCCCUCCGUAGAUAGCGCCCCUACCGGCACAGGAAAUGCGCGAUCGGCCGACGUCUCCACGUCAUUGAUUUUGUGUACAAAUUUUUGUAACGAGGCGAUGAGCUUCCGUUGCGUUCUGAAUGUACGGCUAAGUAUAACACCUGCCGGACGGACCCAUCCUGCUUCUCACUUUCCCGAUGGAACUGGAUGCGACAAAUCGCGUAAUGUCGAUAUUGGGACCCUUGGCCGAUGGCAUUGUCCCCAGUCAUUUUGCGGCCGCAGGUCUGAAUGGCGCACUUCGUUAGUUCAUAUGCCCAUUGCUGCCGCCGCUUCCACGGUUCCAUGUCAACGGCCUCCACAUCAUGCGGUCCUUGCUGCCAGUGGCUGGGGGUGGCACUCUAGGACCGCCCGCGUCCUUGGUUUCAUAUUAUGUGACGCCUGCCCUCAGUGCGCCGCUUAUUCUAGUUAGGAUCGGCGGGGGCUGUGAGCGUUCCCCGCACUAUAAAAACCGACUCUGCCGACUCUGUUGCUCUUCGUCACGACCGCCCCCGCCAGCAUGUCCGACCCGUACUACUCUCAACAGUAUCCUAACGGAUCCUUCCCUCCGCCUUUUCAGAGCCCCCAGACGUACUAUUCUCAGCCAGGCACAAGCUAUUACCAGCCCACCACGCCCCCUAACGACCAGUAUGGCACGUCAGGGUACUAUACCAAUGACCGAGGCCAGGGAGACGUGGCCACGGCGGUAGUGCACAACGCCGUUCGGCCGACUGGUCCUGUUCCACAACAGCCUGCGUCCUAUCCACACCAGGCCGGGACUUAUCCACAGCCGGUUGAAGAAGCAAGCUGCCUCUCCGGAUGCGUCAUUUUCUGAGUGCGUGUCGGUGCAUACACGGGAAAAAAUCCUACCUGUGCGCGGCGCCAAAAAGCGGUGUUGUAAUCUUCUAAUGAACACAAGCUUACAUUAGCUACUACCAUGCUCUCACCUUCUUUCCGUCUCUGUUCCCAGAUUUCGGCGGUCUCCUCCACCUUUUUUUGUCUCGCGCAAGCCUCGUUAUGCUAUACGAAUUGUAAUAUUCCCCUUCUGUCCAAUUCCUAUCCCUAGUAGAGCCGCUUGGAUCGUUC
This is a messenger RNA of Phanerochaete carnosa HHB-10118-sp, 1200 nucleotides long. RefSeq lists its product as uncharacterized. Lineage: Eukaryota; Fungi; Basidiomycota; Agaricomycetes; Polyporales; Phanerochaetaceae. The record is from RefSeq and is a predicted model, not a curated record. The coding region runs from base 635 to 949 and encodes 104 amino acids. The transcript is spliced from 6 exons.